UGCGGAUACUGUGAAAAAAGGGAGAAACGCGUGCGUUCUUGUGGAUAUAAUAACUGCGCUCGGCGAGAUCCACACUUUCAACGACGUACCUAUAAUAAUAAUUAUGAAGGAGGUGCGUAAAUCACGGACCGAUGAAAUCGAUGGUUUCGCGAACGGGGCGGGCAAUGGCAGCGUGGAGACGGCGUUCCGUAAACUGCAGAAGAACUGCACCGGCUUCUUCGUGUGGCGCAUCGAGAACAUGAAUGUGAUCGCUCUGCCGAAGGACAAUUACGGCACGUUUUACGAUGCGGAAUCGUACAUUGUUUAUGCGUCCUCACUCGCCGGCACGCCGGCGAACAUCGACACCGUGUGUCGUGAGGUAAAAACCACACCGGAAAUCCACAUACAUUUCUGGUUGGGCACGAGUUCCACCGCUGAUAAAAGUGGAGUUGCCGCUUAUAAAACCGUAGAAUUAGAUGGUUACCUCGGCGGGAAUGCAAUCCAACAUCGAGAGACGCAGGGUAACGAAAGUCCACGUUUCAAAAGUUACUUCCGGAGUGGUAUUCGUAUCCUGAAAGGCACUUCGAGUUCGCUAGGGAAGGAAAUUGUGGCGAAAACAAAAAUGUACAAAGUUAAAGGCAGCAGGAUACCGAUUCUAACCCAACUUCCGUCGAUUUCCUGGAGCCAUUUUAAUAGCGGUGACGUUUUUAUCAUUCAAACCGAGACUACGAUUUUUAUUUGGUUGGGACGUGCGGCGACAUCUAUGGAGAAGCUACACAGUGCUAAGAUUGCCACGACGCUUAAAACAGAAACUGGUAUUGGUAAAAUUGCGUUCAUCGAAGAUGGCUACGAGCAAACCCUAGCUGAUGAGGAUAAAUGUGAACUGCAAAAAUAUCUCCCAUUGGAUAAACGCCACGUGAUGCCUUUGGAUUUCGACGGGAAUGAUGACGACAAGUCCCACAAAGGGCAUUUGAAGUUAUAUCGAUGUUCGGAUAACAAUGGGAAGUACAGGGUGACUGAAAUCAAAGCAGGUCCUUUGGUACAAGCUGAUUUAGAUUGUGAUGAUGUGUUUAUUAUUGAUAACGGCACCAAUGGUAUCUGGGUAUGGGUAGGAAGACGCGCCAGUGACAAAGAACGCGUUGAAGCAAUGCGCAAUGCCCGUGGGUUUGUCAAAAAGAAGAAAUACCCUAACAACACAAACGUAACACGCGUAAUCGACGGCUCCGAAUGCCUCGAAUUCAAGAUGCUGUUUAAUUACUGGAAGGAUGACUCCAACCCGAAAACCAACACCGUGGCAGUCGGUAAGCGUGCAAUAAGCAAGUUUGAUGCGUUGACUAUGGAGGAACGUCCCUCGUUGGCAGCGGAAACGCAGCUUGUCGACGAUGGCAGCGGGCAGAUGCGAAUCUGGCGCAUUAUGAACGACGAAGUGGUCGAAAUCGCACGCGAGAAGCACGGCCAGUUCUUCGCCGGUGACUGUUACAUCGUGUGGUACAACUACGAAAGCGCCAUCAACAGGAAUAUCGUCUUCUAUUGGAUCGGUAUGAAUGCCAGCGCCGCUGAAAUUGAAAGCGUCGAGGCGAAGGUGAUUGAAAUGGACGAGCAGCUCGAGGGUACCGGCGUGCAGAUUCGCGUACGCCAGGGAAAGGAACCAGCGCAGUUCUUGCAACUCUUCAAAGGCAAAUUGAUCAUCUACAAAGGCUGCGGUACGGAUUAUGACGAAAGUGGUAGAAACAUGAAGCAUCCAGCAAAUUACCUCUUGCAAGUAGAAGGAUCUUCCUCGUUUAGCAGUAAAGCAAUGCAGGUGCCGUACAAAACAAGCUCGUUAAAUUCAAACUAUUGUUUCGUACUGAAGAAAGGCAGACAUUAUCAUAUUUGGUGCGGUAACGUUUCCACCGGUGACCAGCGUGAAAUGGCAAAACACUUUACCGGUAAAGAUUUUGAAAUCAUCUUGGAAGGAAAAGAAACCAAAGAGUUUUGGGAUAUAUUAGGUGGAAAAACAUCGUAUGCUACUUCAAAAUUUAUUACUGAUUAUGCAUACAGGAAACCUGUGAGGUUAUUCCAUUGUUCCAAUAAGACAGGUGUAUUCAAAGCGGAGGAAAUCUUCAAUUUCUCGCAAUCUGAUUUGAUACCUGAAGAUAUAAUGCUUCUGGACGCGCAUGAGACGAUUUUUAUAUGGAUUGGUAAACUGAGUGGGAAGACCAGUGUGCAGAAUUGUGAAAAUAUUGCUUUGGAGUACAUAAAAACAGAUCCUUCUGGAAAAGAUGAAAACACAGCAAUAGUGAUUCUUCGACAACACCAUGAGUUACCUACCUUUACCGGCUUCUUCUCCAACUGGAACCAUAAAUUCUGGAAGGAUUACAAACCCUUCGAGGAGAUUCGUCACACGAUACAAGGAGGAACUCCACGGCGUGCUAAAAAUACCACUAUGACUCCACCAAGCGACAGUGUCUUUGAUAAAUACGAUAAGUACCCAGUUAGUGUCCUCAAAGGACCUUCGGAUAAACUCCCAGCUAAAGUCGAUCCGCUUGUAAAAGAACUUCACCUGACUCAUGAUGACUUCGUGUAUGUUUUUAAGAUGCAAUACAAAGAAUUCGAAGUGUUGCCUAGGUGGAAACAGCAGGAAUUGAAGAAAAAGGUUGGAUUAUUCUAAGGAAAAUAUUAAAUUUACAUUAUAGGGAUUUCUUUUGAACCAAAUCGACCCAAAGAGAUAGGAGAGAGAGGAAAUUGUAACCCCCACCACUUUUUGCGGGUUAUUCCCCCUCUCUUUCAUCUCUUUGAAGGUUUCUACAACAUUUAGAUUGUCAUAAGCCAUAAAUUAAGUCUUAACAUACAGCUUCAUAUCCAUAAUGUCCUAAAGAGGUGUUGGAAUUAAGACGUAUAAAAACACACGUGUCACAUGAUGAUUCACAAAAUAUUUACUCGUCUAACAUAUUGUUGAAGUGUAGUAGUGUAGUAGCGUAUGUAAUAUGUACAUCAUAACCGUAAUUAACUUUAUACCUGCAUAAAUACUUUAGUAGUUUACAAAUUAGAGCGAAUUUUAUAUUAGCGCAUUAUUUGACCAAUCAUGUUUCUUGUAAAUAUCAUUAACAACAAAAAAAAAAAAGAUUUAAAAAAUAAUUAAAUAACAUACAAUUAUGAGCAUGCGCAUGUGCAGCGCACGUCGCAAUAAUCAUAUCACUUAAGGCACGAGUUUAUAAAAUGUACACAGCACGAUCACUGCUGCAGGCGUAUAAUAAUGAUAUUGUUGUCGUCUUUCCCUUGCAUUUGUAACAUUUUGAUUUUCGUUUUUCGUCUAGAAUUCGGGAUAUUCUAAAUACAUAUAUUAUUUGUACACAAUAAACACGUUUAACAACAAA
This is a messenger RNA of Dalotia coriaria, 3335 nucleotides long. It is a transcript of the gene qua, whose product is annotated as villin like protein quail. Gene Ontology annotation, molecular function: actin filament binding; phosphatidylinositol-4,5-bisphosphate binding. Gene Ontology annotation, biological process: actin polymerization or depolymerization; actin filament severing; barbed-end actin filament capping. Gene Ontology annotation, cellular component: cytoplasm; actin cytoskeleton. The record is from RefSeq and is a predicted model, not a curated record. Lineage: Eukaryota; Metazoa; Arthropoda; Insecta; Coleoptera; Staphylinidae.